Paramuricea clavata is the source of this 1423-nucleotide messenger RNA. Lineage: Eukaryota; Metazoa; Cnidaria; Anthozoa; Malacalcyonacea; Plexauridae. The record is from the annotation of a GenBank genome assembly.
AUGUUAGUCAACGUUGACCCACAUUCAACUGAUGAAAGUCACGAGACCGUUGCUGAAACUUGCGAAGAAAUGAACAGACCAACUCGUACCGAGAGAAGUUGUUUGACAGUCACAAACAUCCCUGCCAGUGUUUUUACCUCAGACAAAGUGAAGGUAGUUUGAAAUCUAAAGCAGUGAAACUUUGCAAUACGAAGUUUAGAAAAAUGUACUAAGUGAUAGCAUUGUUUUUUUUUUAUGUUUUGUCAAAUGUUAAUUCAGUAUCAACAAUUAAGCCACCCCCCCCCCCCAGGAAAGUCUCACCACCAGUCUUUCAGUAUCUGAUUACAGCUAAAUUUUGUGGGUCGAGAUAACAUGGGGCGGUCCUAUAUGCAAACUGGAGCUUAACCCAUUGAGUGGGCAGCACUCCCCCUUGACAAGUAAAAUCGUCUGGCAUUAGACAGAGUAAAAUAAUAAAGUAGGAUGCAUUGCCAUUUAAAGGGUUUAUAAUGAUUGAUCAUACAUUGUUCCCUGUCCAGAAGUAUCAGUCCAUACCAACCUAUUUUACUGUAUGGUCUUUUCAGGAGGUUUUUGAAGAACUGUUCAAACAACAUGGUGACAUCAUGUCUAUAAUCUACUUAAAAAGCUUCAGUCGAGCAAGAGUUAUUUACCAUAAUGAAAACGAUGCAACUCAUGCAAAAGAUAAGCUCCAUGGUUUUACAUUGGAAGAAAAGCGGUUAGGAGUUUAUUUUACACAGGUAGAAGGAAGCGGUGACUUCAGAUACCUAUCAUAUUAGUCCUUUAUGUAAAAUAAUUUUAUGUCAACUAGCUAUUCCUUAUCCUGACACUAAUGUAGUUCCUAAGCCUUAUUUUCCCUUUUUGUCCUUUUAGCCUAAUCUGUAAAUAUGCAUGUAUGGAUCAUGGAAGAAAUCUGAAGUGUCUUUAAGAAAUAUGUUUUCCCUUUACAAUUUGGUGGCUAAUUCCCAUUUUUUCAUGACAUUCCAGAACCACACAAUCUUCAGUUGAAAAAUGUGCAACUUCUUGAAGCAAUCCAAUUAUAGCAAUUUGUCCCCCCCCCCCCUUUCAUUGCAGCACUCAUCUUUGUACCUUUUGCCAGGUACCCCGUAUCACUAACAUAUCACAGUCGAGCACUCUCCAACUUCCCCCACCUGUCAAACAAUUCUUGAUCUCACCCCCUGCCUCCCCACCUGUCAACUGGAAACCAAUCACAGAAGGAUCCCCUGUCAUCAACCAUGAGCUCCUGGCAGCCAUAGCUGAACUUGAACCUGACGAACCUUAUGAAGCCCACCCACCUACAGGCAACCAACCGAGUAUCACCAUUCAUUGGUGUGAUGAUGAUGAUGCAGAGGGAAGCAAAGAACGGCCAAUGCGCAGUUUACCAAGACACAUGGUUCAAACACGAAAACCUGAUUCCAAAGCAAACUAA